This is a messenger RNA of Pleuronectes platessa (European plaice), 2804 nucleotides long. Its product is annotated as tripartite motif-containing protein 16. NCBI's taxonomy places the organism in Eukaryota, Metazoa, Chordata, Actinopteri, Pleuronectiformes, Pleuronectidae. Gene Ontology annotation, molecular function: zinc ion binding; protein binding. Bases 105 to 1766 code for a protein of 553 amino acids. The record is from RefSeq and is a predicted model, not a curated record. The transcript has a single exon.
UGGGAGCUGAGUCACUGCACAGAGUGAACGAGAGGGGGAGGAGCAGAGAUCUGUUUGUGUUCAGAGGAAGUGAAACUGUUCGACAGUCACUGGCAGCAGCUGAAAUGGCGGAGCAAGAAAAUCAACUGAACAGAGAAAGAUUCUGCUGUUCGAUCUGUCUGGAUCUACUGAAGGAUCCGGUGACUACUGGCUGUGGACACAGCUACUGUAGGAGCUGUAUUAACACCCACUGGGAUAAAGGGGAGGAGGGAGGAAGCUACAGCUGCCCAGAGUGUAGACAGACCUUCACACCGAGGCCUGUCCUGGGGAAAAACACCAUGUUAGCUGAUUUAGUGGAGGAGCUGAAGAAGACUGGACUCCAAGCUUCUCCUGCUGAUCACUGCUAUGCUGGACCUGAAGAUGUGGCCUGUGAUGUCUGCACUGGGAGAAAACUGAAAGCUCUCAAGUCCUGUUUGAAUUGUUUGGCCUCUUAUUGUGAAAAUCACCUCCAGCCUCAUCUUCAGUCAGCUCCAUUGAAGAAGCACAAGCUGGUGGAGCCCUCGGAGAAGCUCCAGGAGAACAUCUGCUCUCGUCACGACGAGGUGAUGAAGAUAUUCUGCCGCACUGAUCAGCAGUGUAUCUGUUAUCUCUGCUCUAUGGAUGAACAUAAAGACCAUGACACAGUGUCAGCUGCAGCAGAAAGGACUGAGAGGCAGAGAGAGCUCGGGCUGAGGAGAAAAACAAUCCAGCAGAGAGUCCAGGACACAGAGAAAGACGUGAAGCUGCUUCAACAGGAGGAGGAGGCCGUCAAUGGCGCUGCUGAUAAAGCAGUGAAGGUAAGUGAGGAGAUCUUCACUGAGCUAAUCCAUCUGCUGGCGAAAAGAAGCUCUGAUGUGAAGCAGCAGAUCAGAUCCCAGCAGGAAACUGAAGUGAGUCGAGUCAGAGAGCUUCAGGAGAGACUGGAGCAGGAGAUCACUGAGCUGAAGAGGAAAGACCAUGAACUGAAGCAGCUCUCAGACACCGAGGAUCAGCACCAGUUUCUACACAACUACCCCUCACUGCCACCACUCAGUGAAUCUACACACUCAUCCAGCAUUUGGAUCCGUCCUAUGAGGAUCUUUGAGGACGUGACAGCAGCUGUGUCACAGGUCAGAGGUCGAAUACAGGACAUUCUGAGUGAGACAGAGACAGAGAUUUUACAGAUUGUGUCUCAAGUGGAUGUUUUAGAGCCAGACACCAGAGCUGACUUCUUAAAAUAUUCACAGGAAAUCACACUGGAUCCAAACACAGCAAACAGACAUCUGUUAUUAUCUGAGGAAAACCGAAAAGUAACACGUAUGAAGAAACUACAGUCUUAUUCUGAUCACCCAGACAGAUUCACUGAUAGGUGUCAGGUCCUGAGUAGAGAGAGUCUGACUGGACGUUGUUACUGGGAGGUGGAGGUGGGGGUGGGAGGAGCAGUUCGUAUAGCAGUCACAUACAAGAAUAUCAGCAGAGCAGAAGGCCCAAUAUGUCUAUUUGGAAACAAUGAUAAAUCUUGGUCAUUAUAUUGUGAUGGUGACAGUUAUAACUUUUUUUACAACAGCAUCAAGACUCCAGUGUCAGGUCCUCUGUCCUCCAGAGUAGGAGUGUACCUGGAUCACAGUGCAGGUGUUCUGUCCUUCUACAGCGUCUCUGACACCAUGACUCUCCUCCACAGAGUCCAGACCACGUUCACUCAGCCUCUCUAUGCUGGAGUUUGGGUUAAUCGUUCUGGGUACACAGCUGAGUUGUGUAAACUAAAAUAGACUCCAGUCAUUAAAAGCAGUGAUUAAGAAUCUGUCUGUAAAUCUUUAACUUCUUUUGUCUCCAUGUUUGUUGAUCAAGUUCGUCGUGGUGACGUUUCUGCUCCGCACAGAGAUCAGCUGUCAGUCAAACACUGACCUUCCUUUAUCACACAUAUUUAGUUCUCACUUUGUAAAGACAGAAAUCUAUAAUUACACUGACAUGAAUGUGUUUGAAAGAACUAAUGUCGCUGUCAAUGUAGAAAAUAGGUUGUGUGAUGAGUGUUGCAAAGGGGCGGAACAUUAAACAAGAGUAGGCGAGCUGAGCUCAGCUGGAGCCUGGAUGCAGCUAGUUGGAACAUUGUCUGCCAGAAAAGUAAACCUAUGAUUUUGUGUUGUUGUUGAACGUCUUUUUCAUUACCUAGCAUGUUGAUUACUUGUUACACUGAACUGAUACCAAGUUCAUUUGUAUACAGUAGGCUAACUUUUAACAGCAGUGAGAGUACCAUGUAUGUACAGUUGCAUCAGAAAUAUUCAACCCCUCCAAAGAUUUUGAGGAUUUAUCAAUUAAAGUUUUUUCAAAGAGCAAGAUUCUGCCUUGGAUGACUAGUUUUUGUGUGUAAAAGUAAAUUUUGUUAAGAAAUAAUAUAAUAUAUAAUAUUGUUGUUUUUAAAGCUGUCUGACAGUUUUUUUUUAAAUUAAUUAAUUAAAUUUGUUUUUACUCCCGAAUCUGAUUUAGAGUAAAGUUUAGCAAUUUAUAUUUAAAUAAUCCAAAACACCAACUCGCAAAUGCAAAGCUGGUGGAAUAUUCUCAGUAUUAGCUCUUCAACUGACUUCAUUCUAUAGCAGCUUUCUCUAUCAUAUAUUGCUGCCUAUGUUUUAAUCAAGCCUGCAGUAUACAUUUGUUUAAUCUUUCAGGUAGGAUGCAGAUUGAUAAGUCUAAUACCCGGAAUACUAGUAUAACAAAGGACAAAACAUUUUAAGGUUUUAGAUACGAUUAGGUUCUGGUUUGCUUCCAGUAUCUUCUGAUGACAAACACAAUAAACCACUAUCAUGCCACUA